Molecule: messenger RNA, 339 nt
Organism: Necator americanus (New World hookworm)
Lineage: Eukaryota; Metazoa; Nematoda; Chromadorea; Rhabditida; Ancylostomatidae
Exons: 1
Coding region: 1-339 (112 amino acids)
Source: RefSeq, a predicted model, not a curated record
AUGAUAGCAAAGAUGACAGCGACAUUCAAUGAUUCUCCGGAGACAGCGAAACUGGAGAAAACAGCUGAAAUCCAGGACAACGCGAUAUGGCGAGAAUUACAUGAGUGCGGAUUUUUCCCCUCUGAACAAAAAGCACAAAAGUCGUUCUGCAUGACCGACUGCAGGUACCGUAUGCCGUUGCAGCACUACUACGGACUUAACACUGCCAAGGUUACUGUACUGUACACAAAAAGGACGAUUCUCCUCAGCAGAGCGCAUAUAGGAUCAGAACAGCUUGGAGUUGGGUGCAUUGAAAUGGAGGAACUACUCUCAUUGGCUUCAUCGCUGCAGUCUGAGUGA